AUGUGCACAUUUCCCUGCCAGGAGGACGGCGAGGGGGGCGAGGACUCGCGCGACCUGGUGCUCCGGGCGGAGGCGCUGCAAAGGCAGAGGGAGUCGCUGCUGUCGUCGCCACAGGCGCUCAUGAACGCCAUGAGGGGCGGCGGGCCGCCCUCGCUGGUGCCCCCCGGGCCGCACCUGCCCUUCAUCCCCAGCACGGUCGGCCUCCCGCCCACCUCACAGAUGCCGCCCACGCCUGGGUCGGCUGGGUCACGCGACUCCUCCGGCAACGGCACACGCACGCCCUCGCACACGCCCGAGCCGCACCAGAGUCAGCAGUCCUGGAGCUUCGAGGAGCAGUUCAAACAGGUACGAGAACCCACGAAGCACUCGUCCUUUGAAGAGGAAAAACGCAAGCAGUGCUUCCAUUGCAAGACCUAUAUAUCCGACACUGCAAAGAUCGUGCCCUUGACAGAGCCUCCAUAG
Penaeus indicus is the source of this 462-nucleotide messenger RNA. RefSeq lists its product as uncharacterized. Bases 1 to 462 code for a protein of 153 amino acids. The transcript is spliced from 3 exons. NCBI's taxonomy places the organism in Eukaryota, Metazoa, Arthropoda, Malacostraca, Decapoda, Penaeidae. The record is from RefSeq and is a predicted model, not a curated record.